GAAACAGCAAGACGGUUUCUAAAGAACUUUUGACUUUGACAUAGCUUUCGGAAAAGAGGAAAAGUACAAUGACGCAUGAAAAAGUCUUUUUCACUCUGCUGAUACUCACAGCUUUAAAAACAACAAACACAAGCAUGAGUGCUUCAACAACCACAGCGACUCAAACAACAAAUUCAGGUACACCAUCGACAACCAUGACUGCUUCCAUGACAACCAUGGCUGCACACAAUUUUUCUCAGAUGACAACCACUGCUGCUGCAACAACAACCCCGACUGCGCCGACAAAAAACACAGCUGCUCCUACAACAGCCACCAUUGCUCCAAUGACAACAAGUGAAGCCCCUACAACAACCUUGGCUGCCGUGUCAACAACCACAGCUGAUCAAACAUCAACCACAAUUUCCCCAACUACAAACCUAGCUUCUCCAACAACAACCACAGAAGUUCCAACAAUGGCCACAGAGGCUCAAACAACUACCACAGUUGCUCCAACAACAGCUGUUCCAACGACAACAACAGCGGCUCCAACAAAAACGAUGGUUGCUCGAAAAACAACUACCAUUGUUGACAACAACCACAGCUUGUCAAACAGAAGUUUCCCCCAAAAAACAAAUUUCUCCAACAAAAGGAAGAAAAGGUCCUACAAAAAAAAACCAAAACCCUCCACCAUAGAUAAAAAACGCUACGAGAAAAACAAAGAACCCAACCCCCCCACAACUACAACAACAACAAUGGCUCCAUCAGCAUCUACUGGUGCUCCAACAACAACCAGUGCUGCUCCAACUACAGUUACUCAAACAACCACAGUAGCUAUGACAACAACCAUGGUUUCUCUGAGAACCGCCGCUCUGACAAAAACUACAGUUGCUCUAAAUACUACCACAGAUGCUCCAACAAAAACCACAGACACCCAAACCACAACUACAGCUGCUCCAACAACCACAGCUACAAAGACUAUAACAACAGUUGCUCCAACAACCACAGCUGCUCCAACAACUACCACAGCUGCACCAAAGAAAACUAUUGAUGGUCCAACCAAAAAAGAUUCUGAAUCAACAAACACAGCUGCUCUGACAACUACAGUUACUCCAACUACAACGACGGUUUCCCUGACAACAAAUACAGUUGCAACAAAAACAACAGCCUUUCCAACUAAGACUACAGCCGCUCCAACUACAACUACAGCCGCUGCAACUACUGCUGCUCCAACAACUACUACAGUUGCUCCAACUACAACAAGAGCCGCUCCAACAACUACAACAAUCGCUCCAACAACAACCACAAUUGCACCAACUACAGCUGCUCCAACCACAGCAGCUCCAACCACAGCUGCUCCAACAACAACCACAGCUGCUCCAACUACAACAGCUACUCCAACAACAACCAUAACUGCUGCUCCAACUACAACAACAGCUGCAUUAACAAUAACCACAAUUGCUCCAACAACAACCACAGCUUUACCAACAACAACCACAGCCAAUACCAGAAAGACCACGGUUGUAUUAACAACAACCACAGCCGCUUCAACUACAACUAUUGCUGAUCCAACUACAACCACAGUUGUAUCAACAACAACAGCUAUUCCAACAACCACCACGGUUGCAUCAACAACAACAGUGGAUCCAACAACAACCACAGCUGUCCCAACAACAAACACAGCUGUUCCAGCUAAAACCACAGUAACUCCAACAACAACCACAGCCGCUCCAACUGUAACCACGGUUGCAUCAACAACCACAGAAGCUCCAACAACAACCACAGCCACUCUAACUACAACUACAGUUGCUGCAACAACAACCACAGUUGCUCCAACUACAGUUGCAUCAACUUUAACCACAGCCGCUCAAACCACAACUAAAGCUGCUCCAACAACAACAGCUGCUCCAACAAUUACCACAGCUGCACCGAAGAAAACCAUUGAUGGUCCAACCAAAACAGAUUCUGAAUCAACAAACACAACUGCUCUGACAACUACAGAUACUCCAACAACAACCAAAGUUGCACCAACUACAGCUGCUCCAACCACAACCACAGCAGCUCCAACUACAGCUGCUCCAACAACAACCUCCCCUACUCCAGCAACAACCACAGCGACUCCAACAACAACCACAGCCGCUCCAACUGCAACCACGGUUGCAUCAACAACCAUAGCUGUUACAACAACAACCACAAGUAUACCAACAACUACCACAGCUGCUCCAACAACUACCACAGCCGCUCAAACAACAAUCACAACUUUACCAACAACAACAACAGCCGCUCCAACAACUACCACAGCUGUUCCAACUACAACCACAGUUGUAUCAACAACAACAGCUAUUCCAACAACCACCACGGUUGCAUCAACAACCACAGAUGCUCCAACAACAACCACAGCCACUCUAACUACAACUACAGUUGCUGCAAAAACAACCACAUUUGCUCCAACGACAGUUGCAUCAACUUCAACCACAGCCGCUCAAACCACAACUAAAGCUGCUCCAACAACCACAGCUGCAAAGACUAUAACUACAGUUGCUCCAACAACCACAGCUGCUCCAACAACUACCACAGCUGCACCGAAGAAAACUAUUGAUGGUCCAACCAAAACAGAUUCUGAAUCAACAAACACAACUGCUCUGACAACUACAGUUACUCCAACAACAACCAAAGUUGCACAAACUAAAGCUUCUCCAACCACAACCACAGCAGCUCCAACUACAGCUGGUACAACCACAACCACAGCUGCUCCAACAACAGCCACAGCUGCUCCAGCAACAACCACAGCCGCUCCACCUAAAACCUCGGUUGCAUUAACAACAACCACAGCCGCUCAAACAACAAUCACAACUUUACCAAUCACAACAACAGCUGCUCCAACUACAACCACGGUUGCAUCAACAACAGCCACAGCUGCUACAACAACCACAGCCACUACCAAUAAAACCACGGUUGCAUUAACAACAACCACAGCUGGUCCAACAACUACCACAGCUGCUCCAACACCAACUAAAGCUGCUCCAACCACAACAACAGCCACUCUAACUACAACCACGGUUGCAUCAACAACAACUACAGCUGCUACACCAACAACCACAGCUGCUACAACUAAACCCACUGUUGCCUUAACAACAACCACACCCGCUGCGACAACAACCACAGCUUUACCAAAAACAACCACAGCUGCUCUAACCACAGCCAGUUCAUCUGCAACCAUUUUUGCAACAACAACCACAGCCGCUCAUACUACAACCACGGUUGCAUCAGCAACAACAACCACAGCCACUCCAACUACAAACACGGUUGCAUCAACCCCAACAACAGCUACUCCAACCACAACCACGCCACUCAUACUACAACCACGCCGCUCCAACUACAACUACGGCAGCUCCAACUACAAACACGGUUGCAUCAACAACUGCCGCUUCGACUGCCGCUCCAACUACAACUACAGCUGCUUCAACUACAACCACAGCCACUCCAAAAACAACCACAGGUGCUCGAGCAACAACCACAAUCGCUCCAACUACAACCACGGUUGGAUCAACUAUCACAGCUGCUCCAACUACAACCACAGCUGCUCCAACAACAAACACAGUUGCUCCAAUUACAACUACGGAUGCAUCAACAACCACAGUUGCUCCAACUACAACUACAGCUGCUCAAACAACUAG
Cololabis saira (Pacific saury) is the source of this 3653-nucleotide messenger RNA. Its product is annotated as mucin-2-like. Bases 69 to 3653 code for a protein of 1194 amino acids. The transcript is spliced from 6 exons. Lineage: Eukaryota; Metazoa; Chordata; Actinopteri; Beloniformes; Belonidae. The record is from RefSeq and is a predicted model, not a curated record.